UGUACUGCUGACUGUUAUACUGUUCACUGUUGUAGUAGUUCUCUGUGAAAUCUCACUGAUCGGGCGCCUGCUGCAUGAUAGCGACGACAGUCACAGAGUGCGCUUUGCUGGUCAGCUCUUGCCAAUGCUGCAGAUAGUAGUAGUGGGGCUGUGGAGCGCACUUGCAGCUUGACGACUAGUGCGCUAAAACAAAAAUCUCCGCUGAAGCAGGCUGUAAGCGCAACGCUGGACCUCGACUGAGUACUGCUGCUGGACUGGCUGCUUGGGCUCGGUUGUGUUCAUUGCUCUCUGCUAGUGGAUCUACUGCUGUUGCUGGCCACUAGUAACAGACUGUAGAGCACUGCUCUACGGUAGUAGUACUGUGUUAGAAGUUGCAGAUCUACAACUCGUGCUGUGGUGGAGAAGCAGAGGACGGUAGCCGGCCAAUACUCAAUAGUGUAGCUGUUGUCGUUGCUGCUGCUCCUGCACGCAGUGCUGUGCUGCUGCCUUUGUUUGGCGGCGGGAUUAGGUUUGCCGUUUCUUUGUGCGAGGCCUCGGCUUAGGCAUGGUGGCUUGCGGGGACCAAUACUCAUUGCUGGAGCGGCAUCAAUCCUUCAGGUAGUGGUCCUGUACCACCAUUACCAGCAGCUUCUGUAGCUGUUGCCGUCAUGUCGGACGAUCGGCUUUUGCUAGCUCUGAGAGCUAAUGAGAUGCUUGUCCGGGCGGGUCUUAGAUCUGACUGGAUGCCGCUGGGUGAGAAGGGUAGCGGGCAGGUCGAUGUUAGAGUAAUGGAACGAUCUUCAUCCAAAGUCUACUGGCUAAUAGUACAAACGCCUAGUAUUGACGAGGACAUUAGCCAGGCCGACGAAGAAGCGGAGGAUUCUCUGUAUGCUGAUGCGUACGCGGACGUGGACGUACAGGGCCAGAAAGAGUUGUUGCGUUGUAAGGUCACAACUUCUCUGGAAUACUCCGUAGCCAACAGCAAGUUCCACUACUUCGGCGAUUCCAGCACGGAGUACGGCCUGAAAUUCCAAUCGGAAAAUGACGCUCUGGAAUUCUCCAACAAGAUCAUCAGCAUCAAGUCAACCCUCCUCAAAGCCAACAGAAAGCGUAAGAAGAAAAAUGAACGCAUCAUCCGCAGGGAGCAGUUCCAGGCAUGCGAGAAGAUCGACGAGGAGGCGGAGCCUGCUGCAGGUGAAGCGGUUGCAACUGUUGGUGCCUCGCCGUCUCCAGCGCUCACCAUCAAAGAAAGGGAGAGAGAGCAGCAGGCUGAGAAGGAUCACGACAGCAUUGGCAGCGGGCAUGGUCAAACACCUCCCAUCGUAGACGCAGAAUCACGCCAUGUGCCAGCGCUUCCCCGUGGCACACAGGUCGUGGACGAAACCUUCCUAGGACCGUAUGUUCAAUUCUAUCCUCCGAAUGAUCCUGUCACACAAGCUGAAGCUGAGGCGGCCCUCAUAAAGGCUAAGCUGGAGGAAAUAUCCAGACCCAUCCCUGAGGAAGGCGCUCCUCACCCUUAUGCUAAGAUUGAGGGUGACGAUGCGGGCGAGGAAGAAGAAGAAGAAGGCCCCAGUGGAAACGGCCGAGGUAGUAGCGAUGGUGGCGAGCCUGUGACGACGACGAGACGCAAUGGCACGGUACUACCUGUGCCCAGUACUGAGCCAGUUGUGGUCAGGCGACAGCCGGCACGAUCCAUUGGUCUGGCAUCAUCAUCGUCAUCGAGCACUAGCAAUAGUACGCAUGUCGACGGCGAUGCACAUCGCCAGGCGCCUGCGCCUGCAACGCAACCACGUAGCUCGCUGCAGACAUCACAUCCGAAGUUGCGCCGCCAACACCCACCGAUCGAAGUCCACCAGAGCAUCCAGAAACAGAUCGAUGAGCACAAACAGUGGAUAACGAAACAGGAGCAGGAGCUCCAGUUCUAUGAAAGAAAACGAGAGGAGCGCCAUCGCGAGCAGAGAAAGAGUAAUUCUGGGAGUGUUGUGUCGACAGGCAGUGAGACGAAUGGAAGAAGAAUAUCGAACUUGUCACAGAUUGGCGCGUUGCACAGCGAGGAAGUGCGGAGAAAAGCGCAGGAAGAGAAACACGAGAAGCCGGUGAUCACAGAACAGCCGCUUAGUGCAAACACAAGUACUCCCCCCGCCCCUUCACAGAGCCAUGCUCGGCUUGAGUGUAUGCAUUGCGGACAGUUCUAUUACGCCGACUCCAACCGGACGGGCGAUUGCGAAGACGGCCCGAGCAAGUGCAAGAGUUGCGUGCACUUUGUCAGCUGUCUAGAGCUCGCUUCCUGCAUCACCUACUGGUGCGCUAGUGAUGAGGAGAAUGAGUUUGUCUUCCCGUUCCAGUGCAGUCCGAACAGCGACGAAGACCGCGUGUGUUGUCGCCGGUGGACUGCACUGUGCAUCGCCGGCAUCUGCUGCCCGUGCAUAUUCUGCUACUGGCCGCUGCGUAUUUCCAUGGACAUCGGUGGCAGCCUGCAUAUUUGCGGCGCUGCGCACGAGCAAGAACUCAAGCCGGAAGAAGCCUUUCCGGCACCGCAUAGAACAAAGUCGGACUACCCAUCCACACACCAGCGGCCACCAAGAUGAUCACUGACUACACCCAGACUUCAAUUCUUACAGGAGUGCACCAUAGACUUUUUUCUGGGUCUCCUUUUUACUUCUUUGUUGAGAGUUCUAUGUUAACCUAUGAGGAGGCUAGUAGGAUAGCGUUAUGGAAUACUACGAGUUGAGAUUUGCCGCUCUUGAAGAAUCUCUGAUCAACGGCAUCGUUGCCCAUCUAAUUCUAUUUCUAUUUUUGAGCUAUAUAUGACCGACCAACUGCACCUUGAGACAGCACAGGCCCAGCCCCGCCUACUCGUUACCCUGUGCUUUACCCUGUGCUAUUUUUGUCUUCUAUGAAGCGUCUACUAUGGCAGUUACACAUCGUGAGAUUAUCUCCAUCACCACACUAGCAGCGGGUGUGUUCUCUCUUCUUUCUCCUCUCUCUCUCUCUCUCUCUCUCUCUCUCUCUCUCUCUCUCUCUCUCUCUCUCUCUCUCUCUCUCUCUCUCUCUCUCUCUCUCUCUCUCUUGCACUCGGCUUCAGUAUAUUCUAGCCUCUAUUUUAGCAGUUCACUACUGUCUCUGUUAUCGUGACGACGCUCUGCUAUGGAACUUUUUUUCUCCUUCUCUAACUCAGUACUCAUCGUAUAAGAGUAUUAUGCAGAAACAAA
Sycon ciliatum is the source of this 3191-nucleotide messenger RNA. Its product is annotated as sprouty-related, EVH1 domain-containing protein 1-like. Lineage: Eukaryota; Metazoa; Porifera; Calcarea; Leucosolenida; Sycettidae. The transcript is spliced from 4 exons. Gene Ontology annotation, molecular function: SH3 domain binding. The coding region runs from base 648 to 2567 and encodes 639 amino acids. Gene Ontology annotation, biological process: multicellular organism development; regulation of signal transduction. Gene Ontology annotation, cellular component: membrane. The record is from RefSeq and is a predicted model, not a curated record.